This is a messenger RNA of Rhopalosiphum maidis (corn leaf aphid), 4348 nucleotides long. Its product is annotated as guanine nucleotide exchange factor subunit Rich-like. The transcript has 22 exons. Gene Ontology annotation, cellular component: Golgi membrane; cytosol; Ric1-Rgp1 guanyl-nucleotide exchange factor complex. The record is from RefSeq and is a predicted model, not a curated record. Gene Ontology annotation, biological process: retrograde transport, endosome to Golgi; intracellular protein transport. Gene Ontology annotation, molecular function: protein binding. The coding region runs from base 1 to 4158 and encodes 1385 amino acids. NCBI's taxonomy places the organism in Eukaryota, Metazoa, Arthropoda, Insecta, Hemiptera, Aphididae.
AUGUACUUUCCGUUAGGCUGGCCAAAAGUUUUGGCUUCAGCGCACGCUGCUGGCACCCUUGUCCAAGUGAUAUGCAACAGAGACAAAAUUCUAUUUGCUAUACUUUCCAUCGAGCGACUAGAAAUAUGGUUUUGCAAGCCAUGUGUAAAAAUCACAUCUUACACAAGAUCUCCACAAAGUCUUGAUGAAAUUGGUUUUAAUCUACGUGUAGAAUGGAGACCAGAUUCCAGUAUGUUAGUCAUAGUGACUACAAAAGGUUAUUUAAUAUUUUACAAUUUGAGCAUUAUUGGUGAUCCUGGAAGCUUAUAUCAUUUAGAAGAUUCACACAUUUCUAGUCUAAAAAGAGAAAAUGAUGAGCUAUUUGUAAAGGAGACCAUACCAUCUUUACAUAUUAAACAAGAUCAAAUUGCUUGUGUUGAUGGUAGUGUUGAAUGUAUGGCUUGUAUUCGUGAUGAAUUAAUGGUGUCUACUUGUAAAGGACAUGUAUUACGAUAUCAUUGGAAUGGUUCCAUCAAUCGAGAUUACUGUUUAGAUCUUCGUAGAACACCAUUUUCUAUUGAUCUACAUGUUUCUAAUGCUGCACCAUUAACUACAAAAGACACUUUUAUUGUUGAUAUGGAAUACUCACCAUUAGUUGGAGGUUUUGGAAUUAUUUUGAAUGAUGGUCGUGCAGCACUACUUACAGCUUCAUCUUUAAAAUUUGACCCUAAUCAAGUUCAAGGCAUUUGGGCUCCUAGUAUUGAUACUGCUACAUGUACAAGCUUGAAUCACAAGUAUAGAUUGAUUGCAUAUGGACUAAAAAAUUCCCAAGGCAUAGUGUUUGGUCUCGAUGAACAUACUGGUGGAUUACAGUUAUCUCACAACCUUGUGAUUCCUAGUCAAGUAUGGCCAGGUGGAGGAUUAGGUUUUGUGAGAUGUACUCGAUGGACACCUGAUGGCUGUGCUUUAGUAAUGGCUUGGGAGAAUGGUGGCUUCGCCGUAUGGAGUACUUUUGGAGCUCUGUUAGUUUGUUCAUUGGCGUGGAAUUUCAGUGUAAACAUUGAUUUGAGCUCUAGAAAUCCACUCAAUAUUAUUUCUAUGGAAUGGUCUAUUGAAGGCUAUCAAUUAUGGAUGAUUAAUGGAGCCUCUAAAGAUACACAUGAUGAUACAGUACUACAAAUGUCAUUUUUAAAAAGCGCUCUUGCUGUCAAUCCCACAAUGAGCCAUCGUCCACAUUUGUAUCUCCAAGGUGAAGAUAAAUUGUAUCUGAAUGUAACAUCAGGUUUAACCAAAGUGUAUAAAAUGACUCAAUCCAAUAACAAAACUAAAGACCAAUUAACCAUCACCAGUGCUUUAGUUGAAAAUAAACAAUGGAUAAUUGUUUAUGCACCUUCUCCAUAUUUGGGAACCAAUUGGCCAAUUAGAACAUCUUGUAUAGAUGAUGAUGGAAAACAUAUAGCAAUUGCAGGGCGUUGUGGUAUUGCUCAUUAUUCUUUAAUUACCCAUCGCUGGAAAUUAUUUGGCAAUGAAAUACAAGAAAAAGAUAUGAUAGUAACUGGUGGAGUCUUAUGGUGGCGAUGCUAUAUUAUAUGUGGAUGUUACAGCGUGCCCGUUGAUGAACAUCAAGUGCGAAUAUAUAAUGGAGAUUCUAGAUUAUCUAAUGAUAAUAUGAUUUCGUACCAAUUAACUGGACAAGCUUUAUUACUUGAUUGUUUGGGAAACCGAUUAGCUGUUUUUUGUUCUGAUGGGAUUGUUAAUUUAUUUAACAUUGAGCUUUCACCUAAUCACAAUAUGGCUAUAUUGGAUAGAGUACAGACUAUUGAUAUGUCAGCUUUAUGUAUACAUCCUACUUGUGUAGUUUCUGUUUUACUUACAACUUUACGUAUUGAACCAAAAAUUAAAGGUUCUACUGUAAGAGAUAAUUUUUUACUCAAUAUUAAUGGGAAUUUGCUGUUAGUAAAUCAGCAAAGCUGUGAUGAUCAGUCACAAGUUAUUCCAUCUCCAAUUUUAUUGGCAUCUUGUGUUGAGAAUGCUUGGGUUUCAAGCCAAUACCGCCGUGAUAAGCCUCAUUUGACUGAAGCCCUUUGGUUAUUUUGUGGUGCUCAUGGAAUGAGAGUUUGGCUUCCAUUGUUUCCAAAAAAUGGAGAUAAGUCACACACUUUUAUGUCAAAAAGAAUUAUGUUGCCAUUUCAACUUAAAAUUUAUCCAUUAGCCAUACUUUUUGAAGAUGCUAUUUUAUUGGGUGCAGAAAAUGAUACAUUACUGUACACAUCAGAUACUACUACUGUUUUUUCUUUGCCAUUCUGUCAAGUAGAAAGAACGAGUCAAGUAUAUUUACAUCAAAUUUUGAGACAAUUGAUACGACGUAAUUUGGGUUUCCAUGCUUGGGAAGUUGCUAGGUGUUGUACAAAUUUACCAUAUUUUUCUCAUUCUUUGGAACUCUUGUUGCAUGAGGUUCUAGAAGAAGAAGCUACCAGCAAAGAACCUAUACCAGAUGCUCAGUUACCUAGUGUUAUAGAAUUUAUACAGGAAUUUCCAAAUCUGUAUUUAGAAACUGUGGUUCAAUGUGCUCGUAAAACAGAAAUUGCAUUAUGGCCUUAUUUAUUUUCUGCAGCCGGUAAACCUAAAGAUCUUUUUCAAGAAUGUCUUAAACGACAAAAUUUAAAUACUGCUGCUUCAUAUCUUAUAAUACUUCAGAAUUUAGAAUCAUCUUCAGUCAGUUGUAAAUAUGCUACUUUGUUAUUGGAUUCAGCCUUAGAUAGUUGCCAAUGGGAUUUAUCUAAAGACCUUGUCAGAUUUUUGAAAGCAAUUGAUCCAAAUGAUGCAGAUUCCCCAAGAACAUCAUGCAUUUUUCCUGCAAAAUACAGUAUGAUGGGACAAGCAAGCACAGUAAAUCCAAAUGAGGAAGACUUAUCAUUUUUAAUGGGAAACAUUCAAGUAAGAGGACGAAGUAUUAGUACUAGCACUACUCCUAAAAUAGAUAUGAAUUCUACUUUUGUAAGAACUGAUAGUAGAACAGAGCAUAAUAAUUCACAAAGAAAAAGAUCUGUACUUUCAAAUGGAAAAUCAGAAAAUGGAAAGGAUAUGGUCACUUGUAAUUCUAUUCUUGAAGAAUUUUUCACUGAUACAAUUCUUCAAAAACAUGCUGCUAAAUUAUUAUUUAAUUAUAAGCUAAGAGCACUUGGAUAUUUUGCUGCUCGAUUAGACUUUCAUUUAGUUGAAUGGUUAGCAAAAGAACGUAAUGGAGCAGCUAGGAUUGAUAACUAUAUUGUGGCCUUGCGAAGUCUUUAUACUGAUUUUUCCAUAACAAGACCAUUAACUCCUAUCCAGAAACGUUCUCCACCACCAUCUGGUAUGUUGUUUAACAUAGACAAACCUAAAUGGGUAGAUGGAGGUAGUGCUGUUGGAGAUAGUGGCUAUAUGAGUUGUCAAGAUGUUCCUCAGAUUUCUUCUCAAUAUCCACAAGAUGGAUUCCUUACAGGAAUUGAUGAAGCUAGUACUGUUAGUGAAUCUGAAGAUGCUUUAUUGUGGAAUGAAGAAAGAACACAAGCUAAUAUUGACAACUGGAAUAUUAUUCCUAAUGCACAUAUGCUAGAACAACUUUCUAAUGAGCAUUUAUCACAAGACACUUCAAAAGCUGAAGUGCAACUUAGAUAUUUGCUGCAAUUAUUAUUUGAAGCUGGUUGUUUGGAAUGGAGCUUUAUUGUAUCAGUGUUUCUUCGUGAUGCAUUAGCUGUACAAAGGCUUAUAUCUAUUUCCCGGUCACCGGAACACAGUUAUGAAUCUGUAUCUAGAUUAAAACAAGCGUUUAUUUUAUUAUAUCAAUGGAGCUGCAAUGAAUGUUUUGGCUAUCGACCAUUUAUGUCUACUUGCCAAGCUCAAUUGGGUAUAUUAAACCGAAUUAUAGCAUCUAAACAGCCAGCUCCUACUGUAACUCCACAAGCAUCAUCGUCUUCACUGACCAGUGUUCUUACACAAUCAUCUAGAUCACGAUCAGCAAGUGAAGGUACUGGUGGUAGUCAUACUACGUCAGAAAUAACUGAUCACAGCUUACAAGCAGAUUGUCAUUCAGCUAUUGCACUAGAUUCUAGCUGUGAUGAAACUCCAGACAAUACACCUAAUUUUGAUACAACAUCUGUUGUAAGCUUGCAAUCACCUAAUAGCUGUUCACUAUCUUAAUGGUUGUCAAUUAGUAGACUUUAUGAAAAUAAAUGUUAUUUUCAUAGUUAUGUAUUGUAGUAUAACAAUACAUUUUAAAUGUGCAAUAUAAUUCCAAAUUGUUUGCCAUAGAAUAUCGACUGAAUUAAAUAUUUAAAAAAAACAUUCAUUUAAGUGCCUACUAAUUGAAAAAAUCAAAAGUAUAAUAAAA